GAUGACCUAAUGGAACUUAAUUUACGAGUUGUGCUGUCUUGGCUCCUGGUGCUGCACUGUGGUUCCACUGAAGGUAGUAUCCUGUACCGGGUCCAGGAGGAGCAGCCUCCCAACACUCUUAUUGGUAGCCUGGCAGCAGACCAGGGCCUGCCAGACUCGGGUCAUCUCUACAAGCUAGAGGUUGGUGCCCCUUAUCUUCGUGUCGAUGGAAAGACGGGAGAUAUUUUCACCACAGAGAUUCCCAUAGACAGAGAGACCCUAAGGGACUGCCGGUCCCUUGUUAAGGGCAAACCAUGUUACCUGGAAUUUGAAGUAUCAGUGACAGAUCUGAUACAAAAUCAGAGCCCACGACUCAUUGAAGGACGCAUUGAGGUACAGGACAUCAAUGACAACACCCCGCAAUUUCCGUCUUCUGUGCUCACCAUCUCUGUCCCUGAGAACACAAUCAUGGGGGCACUAUUCUCCAUACCUCUAGCUACAGACAGGGAUACAGACAGGAAUGGUGUGAGUGAUUAUGCCCUGACUGCAGGGCCCGACGCAGCAACCCUAUUUGGUUUACAAGUGGCUGACGACAGGGGUGGAAAGCUCCCACAACUCAUUGUCCUUGGCAACCUAGAUCGUGAGUUAAAGGAUUCCUAUGACCUCACCAUCAAAGCAGUGGAUGGAGGAAACCCACAGCGCUACAGCAGUGCUUUGCUGAGAGUGGUAGUUACCGAUGCCAAUGAUAACUCACCCAAGUUUGAAAAGUCCACGUAUGAGGCGGAAGUGUCUGAAAAUAGUCCAGUCGGGCACUCUGUGUUGCAGGUCAAAGCAAAUGACUCUGACAUGGGCCCUAAUGGAGAAAUUGAGUACACCCUUCACCAAGCAGUAGACCCAGUGCCGAAACUCUUACGAAUUGAUCGGUCCACUGGCAUUAUCUACGUCAAAGGACCACUUGACAGAGAAGAAAUCAGCAGCCUGUCCUUCUAUGUGGUGGCGAGGGAUAAGGGUCCUCAAUCCAAAAGCUCGAAUACAUUUGUAACCAUUGAGGUGACUGACCAAAAUGACAAUGCUCCAGCAGUGGAAAUUCGUGGGAUUGGUCUUGUGACUCAUAGUGAAGGAGUGGCUAACAUUUCAGAAGACAUGCCAGUGGGAACAGCCGUUGCUUUGGUGCAAGUGUCGGACAAGGAUGAGGGAGAGAAUGCCGUGGUCACUUGUGUGGUAGCAGGAGAUGUGCCCUUCCAACUCCGCCCUGCCAGCGACUCAACCACUGACAACAAGAGGAAAUAUUUCCUACAGACCACCACUCCUCUCGACUUUGAAAGAGUUAGGGAUUACCGAGUAGAAAUCGUGGCUGUGGAUUCUGGAAAUCCAGCACUCUCUAGUACAAACUCUUUGAAGGUGCAGGUGACUGACGUGAACGACAACUCACCAAUAUUCUCUCCAACCUUGUUUGAGGUAGAAUUUGCAGAAGAAAACCAACCAGGAGAGAAGGUUUUGGAUGUUACAGCUUCCGAUGCUGACAGUGGCACCAAUGCAGAACUUCUCUAUAAUAUUGUGGGAGACUCAUCCAUCAAAGGUCUUUUUGAGAUUGACCCAAAUACUGGAGAAGUCAGAGCCCGAAGCCCACUUGAUCGUGAGCAGAAGGAACGGUAUGAGUUCCGGGUCACCGCAGCAGAUAAAGGGUCACCUGUUCACAAAGGAACAGCAACUGUUGUAAUAAAAGUCAUCGACCGCAAUGACAAUGACCCCAAGUUCAUGCUUAGCGGCUACAGUUUUUCAGUUUUGGAAAACAUGCCUCCCCUCAGUCCAGUUGGCAUGGUGACAGUCUUGGAUGUGGACAAAGGGGAGAACGCUCGGGUUCACUUGUCUGUAGAGCCUGACGGAGGAAAGUUUGUUGUUCAAAAUGGGACAGGCACCAUUCUCUCUAGCAUCUCAUUUGACAGAGAAAAAGAAAGCAGCUACACUUUCCGACUUAAAGCAGUGGAUGGAGGGGAGCCACCCAGGUCUUCAUAUGUGGGUGUUACCAUCAAUGUAUUGGAUGAAAAUGACAACGAUCCUGUGGUCACCAAGCCGUCCAAUUCCUCCUUCAGACAGUUGUCACCUCUAGCUUCCCCAGAUAGUCAUGUGGAGAUAGUCGAAGCUGAAGACCUAGACAGUGGGCCUAAUGCAGAGCUGGUCUUCAGUAUUGCUGGUGGAAACCCUUACCAGUUAUUCCGCAUCUCCCCCACCAGUGGAGAGAUCACUCUAGCAAAGGAAAUGACCCGAAAACAUGGUGGACUGCAUCGCCUAGUGGUACGAGUGAGUGACAGAGGGAAACCUGCACGUCAUGCCACUGCCCUGGUCCACAUCUAUGUCAAUGAAACCAUUUCAAAUGUCAGCUUAGUGGAAGCCCUAGUUGGGCACAGUCUUUACACUCCACUGGACAGGGACAUUGCAGGUGAUCCUGACAAUGGUUUUGCUGCACAGCGCAGUAACAUUUUGUUUGGAAGCCUUGCUGGUGUAGCAGGUGUUGUCAUGCUGAUCUUGGUGGUGGUAUUUAUUCGACACCGCAUCCAGAGAGAAACUAAGAGUGGGUAUCAGGCUGGCAAAAAAGAAACAAAGGACUUAUAUGCACCCAAACAGGCACCAAAGAAUGCCAAAGGCAAACGAGGAAGGAAGGGAAAACCUCAGAAAUCUCCAAAACCACUCGGGGAAGAGGAGGAGGUCAGCCUUCAAAAGAGUCUUAAGUUCAACCUUGAUGGAGUCCAUGAUAGCCCCAGGAUACAUCUGCCCUUAACCUAUUCGCCAGGAAGCCCUGAUAUAAGCAGGCACUACCGCUCCAACUCCCCCUUACCCUCCAUUCAGCUGCAGGCCCAAUCCCCCUCCGCCUCACAGAAACACCAGGCUGUCCAGGACCUUCCUGCCGCCAACACCUUCGUAGGAACGGGAGGAGAUGACAACUCCACUGGCUCAGACCAGUACUCAGAUUACAGCUACAAGACCAGCCAGCCGAAGUACAACAAACAGCAUCCCCAUCGGCGAGUGACCUUCUCCACCACCAACCCUGUGCAAGACCUGCAGGAUGCCUCUCAGCACAGCUACUAUGACAGUGGCUUGGAGGAAUCAGAGACCCCCAGCAGCAAGUCAUCUUCUGGUCCUCGCAUCGGACCCCUGACCCUGCCUGAGGACCACUAUGAGAGAACCACUCCAGAUGGCAGCAUUGGAGAGACUGAACACCCUGAAAAUGACAUCCGUUCUCUCCCUGAUGUGGCAAUGACCGGAAACUGUACAACCGAGUGCAGCGAAUUGGGCCACUCGGAUGCCUGCUGGAUGCCCGGGCAUCCCUCCCCUGUACGCAAGACCAGGAACCCCCCGAAACUCUCCACCUUCGUGCCUUACCAGGAGAGAGGGAGCCUGGGACGCCUGGCCAACGGGAGCGCCAGGCUGGGUGGCGAGGAGCACCGGUCGCGCCUUCCACCCUCCCGCAGUGCCUAUUCCAGCAGUGGUCAUGAUGCCAAUCAGGACUGCCCCUUAGAGGAGAUGCCCCUGAGCGUUGCCUCUGAGUAUCCACCCACCUCCCCUUCUGGCCACACUCCCAAAAGGGAAAUCUAUCUGUGA
Scomber japonicus (chub mackerel) is the source of this 3579-nucleotide messenger RNA. It is a transcript of the gene pcdh1a, whose product is annotated as protocadherin 1a. The record is from RefSeq and is a predicted model, not a curated record. Gene Ontology annotation, cellular component: plasma membrane. The transcript is spliced from 4 exons. Bases 10 to 3579 code for a protein of 1189 amino acids. Lineage: Eukaryota; Metazoa; Chordata; Actinopteri; Scombriformes; Scombridae. Gene Ontology annotation, molecular function: calcium ion binding. Gene Ontology annotation, biological process: homophilic cell-cell adhesion.